AUGUCUGCUGCGCCCGAGAGCAACCAGGCCCACUCCGGUGGUGAGAGUUCCACUUCCAAUGGCACCACGCCGGCGCCCUCGACCACGACUACCGCCACCUCCCAGUCGAGUGCACCCGCUGCCGACGACACCUCCCUCACCUGCAAAUGGGCCACCUGCGGCGACAAGUUCAUGUCUGCCGAGAUCCUUUAUGAACAUAUCUGCGAGAAGCAUGUUGGCCGGAAGAGCACUAACAAUCUCAACCUGACGUGCCAGUGGGCUCAAUGUCGAAUCACCACAGUCAAACGUGAUCACAUUACGUCGCACAUCCGCGUCCAUGUCCCGCUCAAACCGCACAAGUGCGACUUCUGCGGCAAGUCAUUCAAGCGCCCGCAGGACCUGAAGAAGCACGUCAAGACCCACGCCGAUGACUCCGUCCUGGUGCGCUCGCCCGAACAACAUGGCGGUAUGAACGGCGGUAUGAACGGCGCCUACAGAACCCAAGGCAAAGCUCCCUCCAGCUACUAUGAUCACAAUGGCCAGAUCCGUACUAACACGGCUGCCUACGGUCAGCCGACCCAUCAAAGCGGUCAUUCUAGCAGUUACUACCAGCAUCACGCAGCUCCCUCGUUUGGUGCUCCCAUGUACUACCAGGCUAUCGGUGGUCGCGGUGACCACAUGGGCUACCAAGCUGCUGCAGAGUUCGACUCUCGCAAGCGAUCUUACGAUGUAAUGCACGAGUUCUUCAGCGAUGCUAAGCGCCGCCAGCUCGAUCCCGCAUCGUACCAGCAGGUCAGCCAGCGACUGAUGCCUCUUCACGGUGCUCUGCCAAUCCACUCUGGCUCUCUCGGUGCCGAGUAUUUGCCAGCUCCGGCUGUCGUCGGCGUGGAUGGUCCUGGCGGUCAAGGCCCUUACCAGCACUACGCCUUGCCGCCUAUGCCCAAUAUCCGCACCAAGAACGACCUGGUUCAGAUCGAUCAGAUUCUCGAGCAGAUGCAGAGCACCGUCUACGAGAACUCUAACACUGCGGCGGCCGCAGGAGUUCAUCAGCCUGGUUCGCACUACAUGCCUCUCAACUUCCGUCACAGCCAUUCCCCGCCUCACUCGGCAGCCCCGGCUCCAUCGCACAUGCAACAUGGCGGAUAUUCACAAGCUCAUGCAGCCUCACCGUUGACUGCAGUUUCGUCGACUCACUCGAAUGGCACACCAGCUGUUACGCCACCUUCCAGCUCUGUAUCAUACACCUCCGGUCACUCACCCACCGCCUCUUCAUCUGGGUUUUCACCGUCCACUCGUCACAGCACGACCACCACGGCCCUAUACCCGAGCCUUCCCGCAGUCACCUCAGGCUACCCCGGCCAAUCGGCAACGUCGACCCUAGGCCCCAACUUUGACACAGACACUCGACGCCGCUACUCUGGUGGUAUGCUCCAGCGUGCUGCCGGUCCUCGACAGGUCGAGGACCGCGAGGCUUCAAGCACUCCUAAGCCCUCGGAGUCUGCCGUCUCCUCGGUCAGUUCACCUUCUGCUGAGUCUGAGGUGAGCGCCGAGAAUCGUGAAGACCAAGCCUACGAAGAGUGGCUGGAGAAUGUCCGUGUGAUCGAGUACCUUCGGGAAUACGUUAUCGACCGCAUCCGACGCAGAGAUUACGAGGAAGGAAGCCCGGCGUCCACUGAUUCCAUGGAGGUCGAUUCUCCUUCCAGGCCACCUUCCCAACCCGCUUAUCCUGCCCUUCCCCUAUCUUAG
Messenger RNA from Anthostomella pinea, 1725 nucleotides. The record is from the annotation of a GenBank genome assembly. NCBI's taxonomy places the organism in Eukaryota, Fungi, Ascomycota, Sordariomycetes, Xylariales, Xylariaceae.